AUGCUGGCUGCUGCUGCUGCUAUUGGACCUCACUCCUCUCCCACCUCGUGCAGCAUAGUCCAGCGCAGGCGGCGCUGGCUACACAGACACAGAGCCAACUCCAACAGAGACCCAGCCAUAGCCACAGCAAACCAGAAGCAGGCCUCAGGAGCCUCUGAGUCAGCUGCAGCAGUAACUGCUCUUGGAGUUCAGCCCACAGCCAGUGGGGGAGAGGUUGGGGACGGGCCUGGCAGGGCUGGGGACGGGGGAGCAGCCUCAGCAGAGUCAACAGGGAAGCAAGGCCUAGCGGAGGCAGUGGUGGAGCUGGCUCCCCAGAGCAGGCAUUGGGGCCCCUUUAUAACAGCAGGGUCAAAGCCAUACACAAGUUGCUAUCUUUCUUCACUUAGCGCCCUCUGCCUGUUGAGACACAGCAGCUGUGAUCAUGGGAACAUCUUUGGAAACCUGCUGAAAAGCCUGAUUGGGAAAAAGGAGAUGCUCAUUUCGAUGGUGGGGUUGGAUGCUGCUGGGAAGACUACCAUCCUAUACAAGCUGAAGUUGGGGGAGAUUGUUACCACUAUUCCUACCAUAGGUUUCAAUGUGGAAACUGUUGAAUACAAGAAUAUCAGCUUCACAGUUUGGGAUGUGGGUGGCCAGGACAAGAUUCUUCCCCUCUGGAGACACUGCUUCCAGAACACCCAAAGUUUGAUAUUUGUGGUUAAUAGCAAUGAUUGGGAAAGAAUGAAUGAGACAAGAGAAGAGCUGAUGAGGAUGCUAGCUAAAGAUGAGCUCUGGGAUGUUGUGCUACUUGUUUUUGCAAACAAACAGGAUCUGUUUAAUGCCAUGAAAGAAGCUGAGAUAACUGAUAAACUGGGCCUGCACUCUGUGAGUCACUGUAAUUGGUACAUCCAGGCCACCUGUGCCACCAGUAGGGAUGGGCUGUAUGAAGGCCUGGACUGGCUGGCGAACCAGCUCAAGAACAAGAAGUGA
Dromiciops gliroides (monito del monte) is the source of this 966-nucleotide messenger RNA. RefSeq names its product ADP-ribosylation factor 3-like. The record is from RefSeq and is a predicted model, not a curated record. Gene Ontology annotation, molecular function: GTP binding; GTPase activity. The coding region runs from base 1 to 966 and encodes 321 amino acids. The transcript has 3 exons. NCBI's taxonomy places the organism in Eukaryota, Metazoa, Chordata, Mammalia, Microbiotheria, Microbiotheriidae. Gene Ontology annotation, cellular component: cytoplasm; plasma membrane. Gene Ontology annotation, biological process: vesicle-mediated transport; intracellular protein transport.